AUGGAAGAAUUUGGCGAAAUUCCGCCGCCCGGCAGCCCUGCGAGCCAGAGCAGGGAGCGGGCGGCCGAGAUUCUCGACCGCCACUUGCCCGACGGGUACUCUGCCGAUCCCCAAGUCAGCCUGUCGGCGGAGCCGGUCGAGGCGGCUCUCCUCGAGAGCCCGCUGACCCUGGGCCGCUCCGAGUCGCCGACGCUCUCCGCCGCCGGCGCGGCCAUCCCCGCUCCGCCGCUGGAUGACGGGGCGAGCCCCGACGCGGACAUGGUCGAGUCGUCGCUCAAGCUGCAGGGCGGCGACAUCCACCGCGACAUGUUCCGCAUCAAGGCCCGCGCCAACUCGCUGCGCCGCGCCAACACCUUCUCGCACCAGCCCUCGCCCAGCCUGCAGCCCGCCGACGGCAUGUCGUACCACGAGCAGCGCAUCCCCGGCGGCUUCCGCCGCCAGCACCUCCUCCGCGAGGCGCGCAAGCGCCGCGCCGCCCGCGCCGGGCCCCUCGUCGCCCGCAGCUUCGUCGACUUUCUCGACCUCUACGGCAGCUUCGCCGGCGAGGACCUCGACGACACCGACGACGAGUCCGCCCUGGACGACUCGGCCCUGGACGCCGACGACGACGACGACGACACGGCCGCCGCCACCGAGGCCUCGCCGCUCAUUCGCCGCCCGCCGACCCUCGGACGCAACAAGAGCGUGCGCCGCCUCGCGCGCGAGGGCGAUGCCAGCACGCUCAAGACCUUCUUCACGCUGCUCAAGGCCUUCAUCGGCACCGGCAUCAUGUUCCUGCCCAAGGCGUUCCGCAACGGCGGCAUGGUCUUUUCCAGCAUGACGCUCGUCGCCGUGUCGCUCGUCACGAGCAUCUGCUUCAAGCUGCUGCUCGACUGCCGCGCGCGCUACGGCGGCGGCUACGGCGAGCUCGGCGCCGCCAUUGUCGGCCCGCGCUUCCGCGGCAUGAUCCUCUUCUCCAUCACCCUCUCCCAGCUCGGCUUCGUCUGCUCCGGGCUCAUCUUCUCCGCCGAGAACCUGUAUGCGUUCCUCGACGCCGUCACGGAGGGCCGCGGCACGUUUCAGGUCGGCGUGCCCGCGCUCAUUGCGCUGCAGCUCGUCCCGCUGGUGCCCAUGGCGCUCAUCCGCAACAUCUCCAAGCUCGGCAUGGCCGCGCUCAUCGCCGACGUCUUCAUCCUCUUUGGCCUCGUCUACAUUUGGUACUACGACAUCCAGGCGCUCGCGUCGCGCGGCCCCGCGCCGAUCCGCCUCUUCAACCCGGUCGACUUCCCCCUCACCAUUGGCUCCGCCAUCUUCACGUUUGAAGGCAUCGGCCUCAUCCUGCCGAUCCAGUCCUCGAUGAAGAAGCCGCACCACUUUGGCCCGCUGCUCUACUUUGUCAUGUUCCUCAUCACCAUCAUCUUCACCUCGGUCGGCGCCCUCUGCUACGCCACCUUUGGCGAGGACACCAAGAUCCAAAUCAUCUCCAACUUCCCGCAGGACUCGGCGCUCGUCAACGCCGUGCAGCUGCUCUACUCGAUUGCCGUCCUCGCCGGCGACCCGGUGCAGCUCUUCCCCGCGGUGCGCAUCAUCGAGACGUCCCUCUUUGGCGAGCGCGCCACGGGCAAGAAGUCGCUCGCCAUCAAGUGGCAGAAGAACGGCCUGCGCUCCCUCGUCAUGGCGCUGUGCGUCGGCGUCAGCAUCGUCGGCGCCAGCGACCUCGACAAGUUUGUCGCCCUCAUCGGCAGCUUUGCCUGCGUGCCGCUCGUCUACAUCUACCCGGCCUACAUGCACUACAAGGGUGCGGCGGAGAAGCGCUGGGUCAAGGCGCUGGACGUUGUGCUCAUGGUCGGCGGCUUCGUCGCCAUGGUGUACACGACGUUUGUGACGGUGUAUCAGUGGAUCGACUCCAAGGUCUAG
This is a messenger RNA of Cordyceps militaris CM01, 1896 nucleotides long. RefSeq names its product amino acid transporter. Gene Ontology annotation, biological process: amino acid transmembrane transport. The transcript has a single exon. Lineage: Eukaryota; Fungi; Ascomycota; Sordariomycetes; Hypocreales; Cordycipitaceae. Bases 1 to 1896 code for a protein of 631 amino acids. The record is from RefSeq and is a predicted model, not a curated record. Gene Ontology annotation, molecular function: amino acid transmembrane transporter activity.